Molecule: messenger RNA, 2601 nt
Organism: Chiloscyllium plagiosum (whitespotted bambooshark)
Lineage: Eukaryota; Metazoa; Chordata; Chondrichthyes; Orectolobiformes; Hemiscylliidae
Source: RefSeq, a predicted model, not a curated record
GAUGGAGAAUCUGUACGUGAAUCGGUUUAUGCACAUGUUUCAAUCUUCAUGGAGUGAUUUUGCAGACUUUGAGAAGAUUUUUGUUCGCAUCAGCAACACAAUUUCAGAGUACGUCAUGCAGCACUGGCAGGAGGAUUUCAUGUUUGGAUACCAGUUUCUGAACGGAUGCAAUCCCGUCAUCUUCAAGAAAUGCAACAGAUUGCCGGAGAAAUUCCCCGUUACCAAUGAAAUGGUGCAGAUCUGCCUGGAGCGGCAAAUGACACUGGAAGAAGAGAUCGAGAAAGGAAACAUUUACGUGGCAGACUACGAGGUGAUGGAUGGAAUUCCUGCCAACUGCACUGAUCCCUGCACCAUCCAGUACCUGACAGCACCCCUGUGCCUGCUGUACAAUAAUGCCCAAAAUAAGCUGGUGCCCAUCGCAAUCCAGCUGAAACAAGAACCUGGGCCAGAUAAUCCCAUAUUCCUCCCCACUGACGAUAAGUAUGAUUGGUUGUUGGCAAAAAUAUGGGUGAGGUCAACAGACUUUCACGUUCAUCAGACUGUCACCCAUCUCCUGAAGACUCACCUUAUGUCGGAAGUGUUUGGUAUAGCUCUGUAUCGACAGCUCCCAGCUGUUCACCCUCUGUUCAAGCUCUUGGUGCCUCAUGUUCGAUUUACCAUUGCAAUUAACACCAAAGCAAGGGAGCAGCUGAUCUGUGAGUGUGGCCUCUUUGACAAGGCGAACGGCACAGGAGGAGGGGGUCACGUUCGAAUGGUUCAACGAGCCAUGUCCGAACUCAACUAUAAAUCCUUCUGCUUUCCUGAGAGCAUCAAGAUGCGUGGGCUAGACAACACUGAUGCUCUUCCUUAUUACUACUACAGGGAUGAUGGCCUGAGAGUCUGGGAAGCUGUCCAGAGUUUUGUCACCGAAGUGGUGAACAUUUAUUAUGAUGAUGAUGAGGCUGUUCAGACAGACCAGGAACUGCAGGCCUUUAUGAAGGAUGUCUUUGUGUACGGUCUGAAGGACAACAAAAGCACAGGCUUUCCCAAAACAGUCAAGACAAUUGAGAAGCUGAUUGAGUAUCUAACUGUGGUCAUCUUUACCGCCUCUGCUCAACACGCUGCUGUCAACUUUGGCCAGUAUGACUGGUGUUCGUGGAUCCCGAACUCUCCUCCCACAAUGCGGCAGCCCCCACCUUGCCAGAAAGGUGUUGUGAAUGUGGAGUACAUCAUUGAGAGUCUGCCAGACAGAGGGCGCUCAUGCUGGCAUCUGGGUGCUGUAUGGGCACUCAGCCAGUUUCAGGACAAUGAGCUGUUCCUUGGAAUGUAUCCAGAUGAACACUUCAUAGAAAAGCCUGUCAAGGAAGCUAUCCGGAAUUUCCAAGUGCACCUUCAAGAAAUUUCAAAUCGGAUUGCAGAACGCAAUAAGAAUAAGAAGCUUCCAUAUUACUACUUCUCUCCAGAUAGAAUACCCAAUAGUGUAGCAGUCUAAGGGUCUGAUGUGCCUCAAACAGAGAGAGAAAGAGACACAGAGAGAGAGAGAGAGAGAGAGAGAGAAUAUGGUCAAAUGGAAUAGGCAGAAAAUCUCCACUUCAUGCUUUACAUGUUUUGCAAUCGGCUCCUUGUGUGAAAAUCAUCACUUCUGAUUUUUGAAUCAUCUUCUGCUUAAAGCAAUGAUGUGAAUAUGAGGCUUUAGCACAGUCAGGCUUUGAUGCAUUGCAUGCAGGCAACCCUGCUUUAACCCUGAGAAUCCCUCACCCUUACUCCUGGACAUAAAUCUCCCCAGAUUAACCUCAGCACUAGUGAAGAAAAUCUGGGUCUAUGGUUAUUUUAAUUUGCCUCCUGGUUUGUAACAUUUUAAACUUAUUUCAUCUUUUGGAACAAAGUACUUAAUGCCCAUUCCUAUUUGUCCCUGGAAAGAUGGUGAGAAGGUGGCCUUCUUGAUCCACUGCAGUUUUUGAGGCAAAAGUGUUUCUUGUUAUGAGGAAUGUCCCAGGAUUUUGAUCUGGCAAAAAUGAAGGGGUGAAGACAUUUAUCCAAAUUGGCUGCACGUUGGUUCAGUGGUUAGCACUGCAGCCUCGUGGGACCAGGAGCCCAGGUUCGAUCCCAUCUUUGGGCAACAGUCUGUGUGGAGUUUGCACAUCUGCAUCUUUUUCUUCAGAGUGCUUCGGUUUUCUCCCACAGUCCAAAGGUGUGCAGGCUAAGUGGAUUGGCCAUGCUAAAUUGUCCGUAGUGUCCAGGGCUGUGCAGGCUAGAUGGAUUAGCUUGGUGAUGUGUGGGUUAUAAGGUACGGGGGGUGGGUCUGGGUAGGAUGCUCUUCAGAGGGUUGGUGUGGACUCGAUAAGCCCACAUGGCCUGUUUCCACACUGUUUGGAUUCUGUGAUUCUAAAUCAAGAUGACAUGUAGAUCAUGGAGAGAUUUGCAGGUACUCGGCGUCUUAUGACAUUAUUGACCUCGUCCCCACUGACAGCUGUUGCCAGGUUGAGGAAUGCUUAAAAACAAAAUACAACAAUAAUCCUUUGUCAACAAGACAUGCUUCUUUAGCCAGGCAUGAUUUGGAGAUGCUGGUGUUGGACUGGGGUGUACAAAGUUAAAAAUCACACAACACCAAUUUAUAGUCCA